Molecule: messenger RNA, 615 nt
Organism: Rangifer tarandus platyrhynchus (Svalbard reindeer)
Lineage: Eukaryota; Metazoa; Chordata; Mammalia; Artiodactyla; Cervidae
Source: the annotation of a GenBank genome assembly
AUGCGGCUGCAGCCCCUGCUGCAGACUGUCCUCUGGGCCGUGCUCCUCAGCUCCCCUCUGCGAGGGGGCUGUGGCCUCCGCCUUGCGGUCUACUGGAACUCCAGUAACCCCAGGCUGCUUCGAGGAGACGCUGUGGUGGAGCUGGGCUUCAAGGAUUACCUAGACAUCAUCUGCCCACACUAUGAGAGUCCAGGGCCCCCUGAGGGCCCCGAGACAUUCGCAUUAUACGUAGUGGACUGGGCGGGCUACAAGGCCUGCCGGGCUGAAGGGCCGGGUGCCUUCAAGCGCUGGGAGUGCUCCCACCCCUUCGCUCCCUUUGGCCCUGUUCGAUUUCCAGAGAAGAUUCAGCGCUUCACACCCUUCUCCCUUGGCAUGGAGUUCUUGCCUGGAGAGACCUACUACUACAUCUCAGUGCCAACUCCGGGGAGUCCUGGCCAAUGCUUGAGGCUCCAGGUGUCUAUCUGCUGCAAGGAGGACAAGCCUGAGUCAGCCCAUCCUGUUGGGAGCCGUGGAGAGAGUGGCACGUCAGGGUGGCAAGGAGGGGCCACUCCCAGUCCCCUCUGUCUCUUGCUGCUGCUGCUGUUUCCAAUUCUGCGACUUCUGAGAGUUCUCUGA